GGAGAUUUAUUAUGUAAUCAAUGACUCGUGACCACAAAUCACCGAUUGUCAUAUGCUAGAAGGGAACAAAUAGAGAUUCGGACUGUAGUGCUGGCUGGCGUGGAGAAGCGUGCUGGCUGGCGUGGAGAAGCCCCGCGGCUUCGGCAUGACAGGAAGCACUUGGAAGCGGGAAGCAGGAUGGCAAUAGUAUAUGCCUCCCAACGGGGUCGCAACUGCAUCUCCUGGCAUUUUUAGGAAAAAUGCGAGUCAAUCUGUGUACCACGCAAAUCCAGCAUCACAAACUUCUCUUUCACUAAGGGGAGGGGGGAUUUAUUUUGCUCACAAUAUUUGCGCCGGCCCGUCGUUUGCGAAGCACAACUCGUAGGUUGCGACUUCGGUUGAUGCUGGAGGUCAGCAUGCAAUACAGAUUUAGAGAGUGAGGCGCUGGGCGGGGUGCGUCGUAGCACCAGGGAAACUUUUGAAAGUUUCAAGAUUUCUUGAAAACCGAGCUGAUUCAACUUUCAAAGUUUCCAUCCAUUUAUGGUUUCCACCUUUUUACAGUUUCAAGCCUUUUGCAACUUUUACACAUCUUACCCUCCUACAGCUUCAAGCUUCUUACAGUUUCAAAAUAAAGGAAGGACGAACAGGGGGACCGGGUUGAGAUCCGAGAUCCGACAACCCGGAUCCCGGACCCCCCCCUCCCCCCCCCUCUCCCACCUCCCCCCUCCGCCUUGUGUUUUCAAGAUAUCGCGACAACCGACCUGACGCAGCUUUUCGAUUUUGUCCGAAGUGGGUUUGUUUCGAUUUUGUCCCAAGUGGGUUUGCAAAGGGCGGGGCCACAGCCCUACUUACACUUUCCGCCCGGUGUGUAAGUUGCGGGGCCCCGGGCUUAAGUCCUUAAGAUAGGCGCGGGCUUGGGGACUUGGGUUGCCGCCCCCCCCGUAUUUCUGUGCUGUUGGGUCUGUUGCCAACAAAGUGCGUCGACCCCAUCUCCCGGCCACAGACCUAUCCCUCAACUCAGGCGCGUAGCGCAAGGCUUGGGGCGCCGGGCUUUCGACCUUAAGUCCGGCGCGACCAAUAUGCUUUCCAAUGUUUUCAUGUUGUUGGGGUACCUUCGUAGUGUUGGGCUUCUGGCCCUUGCCAACGGAGCCGACUCCCGAUCCCCCCGUCCCCCCCUUCCCCGCUUCCUUGUGUUUUCAAGAUGUGUGCUUUCAAGAUGAACCCAGACCCGACUUGAUUCUCCCUUUCAAUUUUCGGAUUUUUCCAUGGGUCGGAAAAGCCCCCCCCACUUCGACGGAGAAUUUUUCUUCAAAACAUUGGGAGGCGAAAACGACACAGCUGGCGCAUAUACGAUCGCGGCGCUUUUAGCUUCGCAAACGCCUUUAUCCAGCGCGGCCCGGAAAAAGUGAAACAUCACUGAGAUUUCGCUCCUUUUUCCAGUGCGGCACUGAGAAAGGAAUGAAAACUCCCUGCGCUUUCACUUUUUGAGAGGUCUCACUUUUGGGCCAUCCCGGAGAAGUGGCUCGCAAAGCGAAACUUUUCAAAAAGUGAAAUCUCGCGGAGAUUUCAGUCUUUGAAAAAUUUCACAGACUUUUGGACCAUCCGGGCGAAGUGGCUCGGAAAGUGAAACUUGUCGCCACACUUGUGUAAUCGAAAAGAAACAGUCGGGCAAUGUUUUUUCCUCAGCGGGUGACGAAAGAAAAGACGAGUCUCUCAUGCUGAAAUCAAACGCAUUCCAUUUCAAGCGUGACAGUCUUAUUUGGGAAUCUCAGUCAAUAGCUCGACUGAAAGACUUUUUUGUGUGUUGCCGCCCGUGUUCGCAAUUCUUCGGUCAACGAAAUUUCGCAAAAAGUGAAAUAGCAGGGAGAUUUUACAACGUUUUGAAAAGUCUCACUUCGGGGCCAUCCCGGAGAAGUUGCUCGGAAUACGAAACUUCUCAGAAAGUGAAAUCUCACUGAGCUUUCAGUCUUUGAAAAGUUUCAGACUUUUGGGCCAUCCCGGCGAAGUAGCUCGGAAAGUGAGACUUCUCAAAAAGUGAAAUAGCAGGGAGAUUUUACAACUUUUUGAGAAGUCUCAUCUUGGGGCCAUCCCGGAGAAGUGUCUCGGAGAGUGAAGCUUCUCAGAAAGUGAAAUCUCGCUGAGAUAGAAAGUGAAAUCUCGCUGAGAUAGAUAGCGAAAUCUCGCUGAGAUAGAAAGUGGAAUCUCACUGAGAUUUCACUUUUUGAGAGUGCUAGCCUAUGCAGCCCUACCCCAUACAUUACUUACUUGACCACCCCGCCCAAGUACUACUACGAAGCCAGUUGCCUGGAAUUUACAGAAGACGGGCCAGGUAAAAAACAAAGAGAGGCCCCGCAUUGCCGAGGAAUGCAAUCACCGCGCGCGUUGUUCAUCACGCGUGUCGCUGGCUUCAUAAUGCAGAGGCGGGCACAGCGACAGCAGUGGGCUGCUGCAUUACUUCCACCCGGGCACACUGCCGCACUGCGUUGGCCCUGGGCAUUAAAGGUUGCGACUUCGGUUGAUGCUGGAGGUCAGCAUGCAAUACAGAUUUAUUAUCACUCGAAAUGAAAUAGUACAAGACCAGCUUUUUUACAAGAUCGAAGCUGUCACAGACAUCCAGCCAGGGAGUAUGAUAUUUGCAAAGAUGCAUACUUGCCUGGAUGCUGCAAGUUCUAGUACCUUCAGUUGAGACCUAUGAUCCAUGUGUGCUCGUGUUCUGACUGUUUUCAGUGUCGUUAGUUCACUUCACAGCUCGCUCUUUUGCGAAGAUGAGAAGCACUGCGGCUGAAUGAUUCUUUAGCCUCCACCUUCGCAAGAAUGCUCUUUUAGUCUAGUUUCUUAGCCAGGAGCUUCCAAAAACUUCUUCUACCGCAC
This is a messenger RNA of Amoebophrya sp. A120, 2850 nucleotides long. Lineage: Eukaryota; Dinophyceae; Syndiniales; Amoebophryaceae. The record is from the annotation of a GenBank genome assembly.